Messenger RNA from Suillus bovinus, 291 nucleotides. RefSeq lists its product as uncharacterized. The record is from RefSeq and is a predicted model, not a curated record. Bases 1 to 291 code for a protein of 96 amino acids. The transcript has 3 exons. Lineage: Eukaryota; Fungi; Basidiomycota; Agaricomycetes; Boletales; Suillaceae.
AUGCAUCCAUCUGUUAAAGUGCUAGCACAUAAACCUCUCAUCAGCUUCAUCGGAAAGCGUGUAUGGCCAGCUACUGCAGGUCCUUCUCACCCUCAUCCAGCUGCUCCUCCAGAAUGGCAAAAGUCCUUUUCUAAAAAGGCUGUUCCUCACAGCUCAUACCGAGCACCGCAGGAUCAUGCCGUAUUCCUAGAAUUUUGGGACGCUCCAGCACGUUUCUCGAAGCCAUCUUCCAGAUACUUGGAGCAAGUAGAGAUCGAUGCCAUAUCAAGUGGAGGAGCUUCUCUGCGAUAG